CUCUAUCUCUCUGUGUGUGUGUAUAUAUAUAUAUAUAUAGAGAGAGAGAGAGAAAUUGAGAGCUAAUUACAGAUCAAACAUAAUGGUACAAAGAGGCAUUCAGGUUAUUGGGUUGCUGGCAAUUUUGUGUAGCAUCGGAGGUGUAGUAUCACAUGGCGAUCAACCCUUUGCAAAGAUUUCUUUAAAUGAGACUCUGUUUGUUCUUGAUGCUGCUGCUUUUGUUAAAGCAUCUCCUUUGGUUCUAGGAUUGAAGGGGCAAACCUCCGAAUGGUUGACUGUAACGUUGCACAACCCAAACCCAUCCGUUGAUGAUUGGAUUGGAGUAUUCUCACCUGCAAAUUUCAGUGCUUCCACAUGCCUCCCUGAAAGCUCAAUGGUUACUCCUCCAUUGUUGUGCACUGCACCUGUUAAGUACAAAUACGCGAAUUAUAGCAGUCCGAACUACAAAGACACCGGAGAAGCAUCAUUGAAGUUUCAAUUGAUCAACCAAAGAUCCGACUUCUCUUUUGCAUUGUUCACUGGUGGAUUAUCGAAGCCAAAGCUUGUAGCAGUGUCGAAUUCAGUUGCUUUUGCAAAUCCAAAUGCACCAAAUUACCCUCGCUUAGCUCAAGGGAAGAUGUGGAAUGAAAUGACUAUAACAUGGACGAGUGGAUAUGGAGUCGAUGAAGCAGAACCUUUUGUUGAAUGGGCUCGAAGAGGCGAGGAUAAGCGGCGUUCUCCUGCUGCAACACUGACAAUUGACCGAAACAGUCUUUGUGGUGCACCGGCACGAACCGUUGGUUGGCGUGAUCCUGGAUUCAUUCAUACUGGAUUCUUGAAGGAAUUAUGGCCGAACUCAGUGUACACCUACAAACUGGGACACAAACUUUUAAACGAUACGCUUAUUUGGAGUCGGGUUUACCAGUUCAGAUCAUCUCCGUACCCUGGUCAAGACUCUCUACAACGCGUAAUCAUUUUUGGUGACAUGGGAAAGGAUGAAGCCGAUGGGUCCAACGAAUACAAUAAUUACCAGCGUGGCUCGCUUAACACGACCAAGGAACUCAUCGGAGACUUGAAGAACUAUGAUAUAGUGUUCCACAUUGGAGAUAUUUGUUACGCCAAUGGGUACCUAUCGCAAUGGGAUCAGUUUACUUCGCAAGUCGAGCCAAUUGCCUCUGCAGUUCCUUAUAUGAUUGCUAGUGGUAAUCACGAGCGUGACUGGCCCAACUCAGGAUCUUUUUAUGAGAACAAUGAUUCAGGAGGAGAAUGUGGUGUUUUGGCCGAAACUAUGUUUUAUGUUCCUGCUGAGAACCGAGCAAAGUUCUGGUACUCUACGGACUACGGAAUGUUUAGAUUCUGUAUUGCUGACACAGAACACGAUUGGAGAGAAGGAACCGAGCAGUAUAAGUUCAUCGAGCACUGUUUGGCAUCUGUUGAUAGACAGAAACAACCUUGGCUCGUCUUUCUGGCUCAUCGUGUUUUGGGGUACUCGUCAACUUCAUUUUAUGCCGCAGACGGAUCAUUUGGUGAACCAAUGGGGAGAGAAAGCCUUCAAAAGCUCUGGCAAAAGUACAAAGUUGAUAUAGCCAUUUACGGUCAUGCACACAACUACGAAAGAACUUGUCCGGUUUAUGAGAACAUUUGCACGAGCAACGAGAAGCACGCUUACAAGGGAAGCUUAAACGGGACAAUUCAUGUAGUUGCCGGAGGUGGAGGAGCGAGCCUUACAGAAUUUGCCAACAUCAACACGACUUGGAGUCUUGUGAAAGAUGUCGAUUAUGGGUUCCUAAAACUCACGGCUUUUGACCAUUCUAACCUUCUGUUCGAGUACAAGAAGAGCAGCAACGGUCAAGUUUACGACUCCUUUUCGAUUUCGAGAGAUUAUAAAGAUAUAUUAGCCUGCACAAUUGGCAGUUGCCCAACUACAACCCUGGCAUCUUAGCUUCAUACCCUUUUUUUUUAGUGUACAAAUCAAUCUCAGUUGGCCUCUUUUAUGUUGAAACCAUCUUUGUAAAGAAUAGUGUUGUUGCAAGAUACCCUGUUUGUUU
Messenger RNA from Cynara cardunculus var. scolymus (artichoke), 2027 nucleotides. Its product is annotated as probable inactive purple acid phosphatase 1. Lineage: Eukaryota; Viridiplantae; Streptophyta; Magnoliopsida; Asterales; Asteraceae. Bases 83 to 1921 code for a protein of 612 amino acids. The record is from RefSeq and is a predicted model, not a curated record. Gene Ontology annotation, molecular function: acid phosphatase activity; metal ion binding. The transcript is spliced from 13 exons.